CAACGUGUCACGCCACGGUGGCCGAUCAACGAGAAACAAACAUGGCGUCCGCUUCUUCAAGGGAUAUUCUCUGUCUUUUCGACGUCGAUGGAACCGUUACUCCAGCUCGUCUGAAUAUCAAACCUGAAAUGAAGACCAUGAUGGCUGAAUUGAGAAAGAAAGUCAAAGUUGGUCUCGUUGGAGGGUCUGAUUUUGUGAAAAUCCAAGAGCAAAUGGGAGGAGAUGAUGUAACUCAAAUUUAUGAUUACGUGUUUCCUGAAAACGGACUCGUAGCCUACAAAGAUGGGCAGAUAUUGUCUGUUCAGAGCAUCAAAAAGUUCCUUGGUGAAGAAAAGAUUCAAGAAUUUGUCAACUUUUGUCUUCGAUACAUAGCUGAUCUUAAAAUUCCAGUUAAAAGGGGAACCUUUGUCGAAUUUCGUAAUGGACUUAUAAAYGUCUCACCAAUUGGUAGAAACUGUUCACAAGAAGAGAGAAUAGCAUUCAAUGAAUAUGAUAAAGUGCACAAGAUACGAGAUACAUUCGUGAAGGUCUUAAGAGAAAAGUUUAAAGACUACAAUCUUCAUUUUAGUAUAGGAGGGCAGAUAAGCUUYGACGCGUUUCCACAGGGCUGGGAUAAGCGAUACUGUCUGAAUCAUGUGAUGGGUGAGAACUUCAAGGAGAUCCACUUCUUUGGCGAUAAAUGUUAUGAGGUGAGGUGUUAG
Molecule: messenger RNA, 701 nt
Organism: Actinia tenebrosa (Australian red waratah sea anemone)
Lineage: Eukaryota; Metazoa; Cnidaria; Anthozoa; Actiniaria; Actiniidae
Biological process (GO): mannose metabolic process; protein N-linked glycosylation; GDP-mannose biosynthetic process
Cellular component (GO): cytosol
Molecular function (GO): phosphomannomutase activity
Source: RefSeq, a predicted model, not a curated record